AUGGCCAACGUCCCCACCGCGCCAGAGACAACGGCCGAGAUCGUCAAGAUCGACUCGGCCGUCACCCAGGCCGAGGUCAACCUCGACACCCAGGUCCAGUACACUGGCCCAUGGGAGACCAGCCCCUCGGCAUGCAACGCGUCGGGGUUGUCGCACACACUCUCUUCCACCGGUUCCGCGCUGAUCGUGUUCGAUGAAACCGUCGCAGGCGCGUCUAUAUACCUCGGCGCCGACCCCUGGGCACAACUUUCGCUCAACUUCUCAAACCACGGCAACGACAUUGGCAACCCUGGCGCUGCUGCCAAGUUCGUUGACGGCUGCAGGAAGCCGCAAUACCGCUGGAAGUUCUGGCAGCUGCCCGGGGUGAACAACUACGUCCUUAUCGAGUGGCAGCCGCCGCUGACGGGAGCGAGCGUGUCCGACCCCAAGGUGUACCUCCAGCGCGUUGUCAUCUUUAGGACCAAGGAGGCCGUGAGCAACUCGAUCCCUGCGACAACCACGCCCAACGCAACGACCACUACUGGGGGUGCCGGUGCCGGUGCAGGCACGGGCGCGGCCGCUUCGUCCAACAUCAACACUGCGAUCUGGGGCCCACCAGCGACGAACGUCCACGCGCAGACUGGUGCCGCCGGCGCUGGCAACGCCACGGGCACCUCCUCCGCUAGCGCCGGGGCGAGCUCCGCUCCGCACAGCGGCGUUGGACGAUCCGUUGUCGUUUCUGCUGGUGGGGGAGCACUGGCCCUCGCUGCUGCUGCUUUCGUUCUUCUGUGA
Messenger RNA from Vanrija pseudolonga, 771 nucleotides. RefSeq lists its product as uncharacterized. The coding region runs from base 1 to 771 and encodes 256 amino acids. The transcript is spliced from 3 exons. The record is from RefSeq and is a predicted model, not a curated record. Lineage: Eukaryota; Fungi; Basidiomycota; Tremellomycetes; Trichosporonales; Trichosporonaceae.